AAAUUUGAUCUCAAGAACGCAAUUAAUGCAAAGCAUGCAACAACCGCUUCCAGCCUCUAAAGUUGUUGCUGAUUUGACCCAUCGGACGCCACUCAGGAUGCUUUCUCCUCUCAUAAUUAGGCCCUCAAUUGUUUCUUUAAAGCAUCUCCAGGAAACCCCUUUCCCUUGUCAGAGGAGUUGCUCUUAAUUUCCCUCCACAUUUGGGGUCUCGUCCCAGAAAAAUAUGUUUUCAAGAAACACAUUGAGUAUUAAUGGUGAUGAGGAGGAGGCCCUCGUGUUGGCUGCUUUGCAGAGGUCUCCUACUUAUGACAGAGCCCGGACAGCGCUUUUCAGAAAUGUUGCUGGGGAGCUUUCGUUGGUUGAUGUUCGGAGGAUCAAGGAGCAAGAACAGAAGCAAGUCUUGGAUAAGUUGGUUAAUGCAGUCAAUGAAGACAUUGAGGGGUUUUUCAGGAGAGUUAGGCAGAGAUUUGAUGCCGUCGGCCUGGAAUUUCCAAAAGUUGAGGUUCGAUUUCAGAAUUUGCAAGUGGAUGCAUUAGUCCAUGUAGGGAGUAGAGCUUUGCCAACAAUACCCAAUUUUAUUUUUGACAUGACUGAGGCUUUAUUGAGGAAGCUAGGGAUUUUCUCUGGAAGAAAACAGAAAUUCUCUAUCCUGAAGAACAUAAAUGGUGUCAUACGGCCUUCAAGGUUGACUCUGCUUCUGGGCCCUCCAAGCUCUGGGAAGACGACAUUUCUUUUGGCUCUUGCAGGUCGCCUUGCACCUAGUCUGCAGAUGUCAGGGAAAGUUGCAUACAAUGGACAUAAUCUAGAGGAGUUUACUCCUCAGAGGACCGCAGCAUAUGCCAGCCAGCAGGAUUGGCACAUUUCUGAAAUGACUGUGAGGGAGGUUCUUGAAUUAUCAGGACAAUGUCAAGGCCCUGGAUAUAAACAUGAAAUGCUCAUGGAACUUCUAAGAAGAGAAAAAAGUGCUGGAAUAAACCCGGAUCAAGAUCUUGAUAUUUUUAUCAAGGCAGUAGUGUUGGGGCAACAGACAAGUUUUCUUGUUGAAUACAUCAUGAAGAUUUUAGGACUGGAUAUUUGUGCUGAUACAUUGGUGGGAGAUGAAAUGCUUAAAGGGAUAUCAGGGGGACAAAAAAAGCGGCUCACUACUGCUGAACUGCUUAUGGGUGCUUCUAGGGUACUUUUUUUGGAUGAGAUAUCAACAGGGCUAGAUAGCUCAACUACCCAUCAAAUUAUCAAAUAUCUAUGGCACACAACUCAUGCUCUUGAUUGUACAAUGCUAGUAUCCCUCUUGCAACCGGACCCGGAGACUUAUGAGAUGUUUGAUGACAUAAUUCUUUUUAGUGAGGGGCAAAUUGUUUAUCAGGGGCCCCGUGAAGCUGCCGUUGAGUUUUUUGCAUUUAUGGGUUUCAAGUGUCCAUCCAGAAAAAAUGUUGCUGACUUUCUACAAGAGGUAAUAUCUGAAAAGGAUCAAGAGCAGUACUGGUUCCUCAAUAGUCAAUACAACUACGUACCUGUGGCAAAGUUUGUAGAAGCUUUUCAAUCCUUUCGUGUUGGUAAUUCGUUGGCACGGGAGUUGGCCAUUCCAUUUAAUAAACAUUACAAUCAUCCAGCUGCCCUAUCUACCAAGACUUACGGUAUAACAAGGGCUAAGCUUCUGAGGAUUAGUUUUUCCUGGCAGAUGCUACUACUGAAGCGGAAUUCUCCUGUCUUUGUUUUCAAAUUCAUUCAGCUACUCCUGAUUAUUUUGAUCAUGAUGAGUGUGUUCUUCCGAACAACAAUGCAUCAUAAUACUCUUGAGGACGGUGGAGUCUACCUUGGUGCCCUUUACUUUGCGAUAGUUAUGAUUCUUUUUAAUGGAUUUAUGGAGGUCCCAAUGUUGAUAGCUAAGCUUCCUGUUCUUUACAAGCACAGAGAUUUGCGUUUCUACCCCUGCUGGAUAUACACUCUUCCCUCUUGGCUUUUGAGUAUUCCCCUUUCACUUGUAGAAUCUUUUCUAUGGGUGGCAGUUACAUAUUAUGCCAUUGGCUUUGAUCCUCAAAUAACCAGAUGCCUCCUGCAGUUCUUGAUAUACUUCGCUUUGCACCAGAUGUCUAUAGGUCUUUUUCGUGUGAUGGCAUCACUAGGGCGAAAUAUGGUAGUUGCUAACACAUUUGGAUCUUUUGCUAUGCUGGUUGUGAUGGUCCUAGGGGGAUUUAUAAUUUCAAGAGAUAGCAUCCCAAUUUGGUGGAUCUGGGGUUACUGGUUCUCCCCGAUGAUGUAUGCCCAAAGUGCAGCUUCAGUUAAUGAAUUUCUCGGUCACUCCUGGGAUAAGAAAGCUGGAGACAACAGUACUUUGUCUUUGGGGGAAAUGUUGCUGAAGGUUCGCAGUUUAUUUCCAGAUGACCAUUGGUACUGGAUUGGUUUUGGAGCAUUACUUGGAUAUACAUUGUUAUUCAACACCCUCUUCACUUUGUUUCUGACUCACCUAAACCCUCUAGGGAAUCAACAAGCUAUUGUUCCCCUGGCGGAUCAUCACGACAAAGACAAGGAACAUGACAGUGAACCUUCCAUUAUUUCUUUUGGAGAGUUCUUGCAACAUUCACACUCAUUUACUGGUUUGCCAAAGAACUCUGAAUCUUCCAUAAUAGCUUUUGGAGAAUUUUUGCAACAUUCACACUCAUUCACUGGCAAGAGUAUUUGCAAACGCAAAGGAAUGGUUCUUCCAUUUGAACCUCUUUCCAUGUGUUUUAGCAACAUCAGCUAUUAUGUUGACAUUCCUAUGGAACUGAAGGGACAGGGUCUUCCGGACAGGUUGCGGCUACUGGUAGAUGUAACUGGAGCAUUCCGACCUGGAGUGCUUACUGCAUUAAUUGGUGUCAGUGGUGCUGGUAAAACUACACUCAUGGAUGUUUUAGCCGGUAGGAAAACUGGCGGACAUAUUGAAGGCAGUAUCUAUGUUUCUGGAUAUCCCAAGAAUCAAGAAACAUUUGCAAGGAUUUCUGGCUACUGUGAACAGAAUGAUGUUCAUUCUCCAUGUCUCACUGUACAUGAAUCACUCUUGUUUUCUGCUUGGCUCCGACUAUCUUCUCAGUGUGACUUUGCUACACAAAGAGCUUUUGUGGAUGAGGUUAUGGAACUAGUUGAGCUAACUCCAUUACGUAGAGCACUAGUAGGUGUACCAGGAGUAAAUGGUUUGUCCGUAGAACAAAGAAAAAGGCUGACAAUUGCAGUUGAGCUUGUUGCCAAUCCUUCUAUUGUAUUCAUGGAUGAACCUACUUCAGGACUUGAUGCCAGGGCUGCAGCAAUUGUGAUGAGAGCUGUAAGGAACAUUGUUGACACUGGUCGGACGAUUGUUUGCACUAUUCACCAGCCCAGCAUUGACAUUUUUGAAUCUUUUGAUGAGCUUCUAUUAAUGAAAAGAGGCGGACAGCUCAUUUAUGCAGGUCCAUUGGGCAAAAAUUCUAUCAAACUUAUUCGUUACUUUGAGGCUAUUCCAGGAGUUCAAAAAAUAAGACCUGGAUAUAACCCUGCAGCUUGGAUUCUUGAAGUUACAUCUCCAGCGGAAGAAAAUCGUGUGGGUUUGGACUUUGCAGAAAUUUAUCGCCGAUCAACUUUGUUUCAGCAAAAUAAGAUGGUGGUUGAGAGGUUAAGCAAGCCAGAUAAGGAUACCAAAGAAUUGAGCUUCCCAAGCAAAUACUCUCUGUCAUUUUUUGGUCAGUUCCUGGCAUGUCUUUGGAAGCAGAACCUCUCAUACUGGCGGAACCCACAAUAUACUGCCGUACGCUUCUUCUACACUGUUAUCAUCUCAUUGAUGUUCGGAACAAUAUGCUGGAAAUUUGGUUCCAAAAGGGAAUCCCAACAGGAUAUAUUCAAUGCUAUGGGAUCCAUGUAUGCAGCUGUUUUAUUCAUCGGAAUAACAAAUGCGACUUCUGUGCAGCCAGUGGUUUUUGUUGAAAGGUUCGUUUCAUACAGGGAGAGAGCUGCAGGAAUGUAUUCUGCAUUACCAUUUGCCUUUGCCCAGGUGGCAGUUGAAUUCCCCUACGUUUGCGUGCAGUCCCUCAUUUACAGCGCUAUCUUCUACUUCAUGGCAUCCUUUGAGUGGAAUGUAUGGAAGUUUCUUUGGUAUAUAUAUUUCAUGUAUUUCACGUUACUCUACUUCACCUUCUUUGGGAUGAUGACAAUUUCCGUCACACCCAAUCACAACGUCGCAGCAAUCCUUGCUGCCCCAUUCUACAUGAUGUGGAACCUUUUCAGCGGCUUCAUGAUUUCUCACAUGAGGAUUCCCAUAUGGUGGAGAUGGUAUUACUGGGCCAAUCCGAUAGCCUGGAGCUUAUACGGACUUCUAACGUCCCAGUACGGAGACGUGGAUGAAUCAGUUAGGCUUACUGAUGGAGUCCACUCAAUGCCAAUAAAACAGCUGCUCAAACAUCAGUUUGGUUUCAGGCAUGAUUUCCUGGGCAUUGCUGGUAUUGUUGUGGUUGGUUUCUGUGUGCUGUUUGCUGUGACUUUUGCUUUCUCAAUCAAGUCCUUCAACUUCCAGAGGAGAUGAAAGGAAGGAGGGAACUUAUAUAAUUGCAUAGGAUACUUGUAAAGUUGUUCAACAACAAGAUUUUGUGUCAUUCUUGAGCCUUGAAGAAAUCAUUAGUCUCGAAAUUUAGUACAAA
Molecule: messenger RNA, 4643 nt
Organism: Sesamum indicum (sesame)
Lineage: Eukaryota; Viridiplantae; Streptophyta; Magnoliopsida; Lamiales; Pedaliaceae
Source: RefSeq, a predicted model, not a curated record